Molecule: messenger RNA, 1213 nt
Organism: Schistosoma turkestanicum
Lineage: Eukaryota; Metazoa; Platyhelminthes; Trematoda; Strigeidida; Schistosomatidae
Source: the annotation of a GenBank genome assembly
GGAAUUUGGUCAGGUUGUUUAAUCAUUUCACUUAUAGUGUUCAUCUGUUAAGGACACAUUUCGCGCAAGUUAGCCUAAUUAUGUUCGGUGCGAAAUGCUCAUAUUCAUUUUUCGGACAAAAGUCCUGUUCUAUGGCCACGUUGAAGGAUAUCGCUGUACGACUACGGUCUGUCAAAAAUAUACAGAAAAUUACCGCAUCUAUGAAAAUGGUUUCGGCAUCGAAGUUCGCCAGAGCUGAACGUGACUUACGUCCAGCUAGACCUUAUGGUCAAGGCGCUCGAGCAUUUUAUAAUACCGCAGAACUAGUGCCGAAGGAGAUCAAACCUAGUGAGAAUGACUUAUUGAUUGCAAUCACGUCCGAUAGAGGUCUAUGUGGUGCAGCUAAUAGCAGCAUCGUAAAGGCAGUCAGAUCGCUGCUUCGUAGCAAUCCAGAGCUAGAAAAGUCGUGUAAGUUACUUUUGGUUGGUGACAAGUCCCGUGCAAUGAUGAUUCGUCAGUAUCGUAACAUGUUUCUGAUGACUGUCAACGAAGUCGGCAAAAAAGCACCUACUUUCGAGGAUGCGUCUACAAUAGCUCAAGCAAUAAUAUCAACUGACUUUAAAUUUGACAAGGCUGUGAUGUUUUACAAUACGUUCAAGACAGUUGUAUCCUAUACAACGACAAGUCAACCUCUCUUAAGCUUAGAUAAAUUGUCUGAAUCUCAAAACAUCUAUAUCUAUGACUCAGUAGACGACGAGGUCUUGAGAAGUUACAAUGAAUUCCUCUUGACUUCGCUAAUUUUCGCUGCUAUGAAAGAAGCAGCUGCGAGUGAACAGUCUGCACGCAUGACUGCAAUGGAUUCUGCUACAAAAAACGCAGGUGAUAUGUUGGGUAAACUGACACUCAGUUAUAAUCGGACACGUCAAGCAGCAAUCACACGCGAACUCACUGAAAUUAUAUCUGGUGCUGCAGCUGUCUAGUUUUGUCGCUUACUUGAAGUUCUAUAAAAUUAUGUAAUCUAGUAGUAAAUGUCCGGUAAAUAUUUCAUACUCUUUUCCUUCAUUAUCUGAUACCAAAAAAGUGAAUAAAGUCUAUGCAAGAUUCCGUUGAAUGUAAUGAACCCGAUAUGAGAUGUGGACCAUAGUCAGUUUUAGAACAGUCGACGUUGUACUAAUCUCUCUGUAAACCCAGUAAAGUAGCAGAGAUAGGUUUUUGGGACAGAACAUUUAAGAGC